CCCCCCGCGGGCCGGUGUCACGCGUUCCGCAUUUGUGAGUGGUCACGCCGAGGAGUCAUGCAUGGAGAGUCAUGUGACGGAGCUCUGCGUCCCCAGCCCAGAGCGAGCGCGCAGUCGGUCGGAGGAGAGCUGUGGAGUCGUGCUCCGGACAGGAGCGUGCGGGCAUCCCAGGAAAGAGCUGAGUGGGCAAUGCGCGGUGCCGAACCAUGAGGGUCUUGUGCAGCAUCCCCACUCCUCACCCGGCUCGAUGCUGCCUCCUCCACCGCCUCCUUUUCAGCACCCUCCUCGUGCUGCUGUUGCUAUGUUGCUCCGCGCCACGUGUGGUUUUGGCUCAGGCCUUGAGCGAGGAGGGGGGCCGCCCGCCCCCCUUGGAAGCCCUCGUCCUAAGCCUCGUCCCCGUGAACUGCACCGGUCGCGACAACUCCACGUGCGAGCCCUGCCCCCCAGGGUCAUUCUCCAACGCCAGUGUGCCCACGUGCGCGUGUUGCUCCAUGGGGGGCUGCCAGUCCCCGGUGAGUUGCCGCCCGUGCAGCCCGGGGUCUCACCAGCCCGCGGGGGGCCAGGCGCAGUGUCUCCCGUGCACGCCGGGCUCCUACUCACAGGAGCCGGCUCAGCGGCUCUGCUUGGCGUGCGCCCCCGGGAGCUUCGCAUCGCAGCACGGGGCCUCGAGCUGCCUCCCGUGUCCCAGAGGAAGCUUCAUGCCGGGAUCGAACUCAUCCACGUGUCUCCCCUGCGCACCAGGGUCGUACAGCUCGGAGCCCGGCUGGUCCGUGUGCCUGCCGUGCGAGACGGGAUUCAACUGCAGUCGAGAACGCUGCACGGAGUGCGAGCUGUGUCCGGGCGGGUGGCAAACGGCAGGGCGCGGCGCCCAGCAGUGCCAACCCUGCCCUGCAGGGCAGCAGAAGUGGGAGGGCGUCGUGUACUGCACUCCAUGCCCCGGUGGCUACUACCAGCCCCAAGAGGGACAGCAGGGAUGCCUGAUGUGUCCUGAAGACAACUACUGCCCGAGUCCCGAAAAGGCGCCGCUCCCGUGCCCCGUCGGCGCCUUCUGCCCCGCGGGGAGCCAAGAGCCGUCGCUGUGCGUGCCGCCGUUCCUGCGCUGGGGCGGAGACCACUGCUCGCCGAGUCCCCUGCUCAUCGGCCUCGUGGCGGGCAGCACGCUGGCUCUGCUGCUGUUGCUGUUCCUAGCUCUCAACCACUGCAAUCAGCGACUCCGCGACGAGCCCGGCGCCCGCACGCCACUGCUGUGGCACUCGAGGCAAAGACGCGGCGACAGGGUCCAGGACCAGGAGCCCAUGUACACAGGGUGGUGACCCAGGACGCGGCAGCCCUCGUCGACAAACCCACCAGGCCAGCCGCCCAGUGGUCAAUACCCAGCAUUCAUCGAGCCACAGGGCGGUGAAGCAGCAUCCGGCGCUUGGCACCGUUAACACACCUGACGAUGGAGCACCUAGAACCGAGCGUCCAGCACUCAACGCCCGUUAUCAUCGACAACACGUGCUGGUGACACAGCACCAAUCGGCACCCAGCGUCAUCGGCACACCGUUCACGCAGUAUUGGUGAAGGGAGCAUCAGGCAUCGGCAACACGCAAGCUGGCGUAGGGACAUUGAGCAGCCAGCAUCAUCGGCGGAUUUUCUGCACCACGGGCAAAUGAAGCUCCCUGUAUCAAGGCACUUGGGCUUGUAGUCGAGCAGCCAAUGCCACCAGAACUCAGCGCAACCAACACGGAGCUUAGCGUCUCCAUUCAACGACGCACCUUGCGUCGAUGUAACAAGGUUGCAAAAACUGAAGGCGUCAGCUUCUGAUCUGCACGACCCAGGGGAAGACCCUGCGACUGCCUGCUGGUAACAAGGUCAAAUACGCGCUUUGCUCCUGGCUUAUAACGUUCCAAGAUUGUGUUGUGUUGUUGAUGACACUGAUGAAGUAUGUGCUGCUUAGGUCAGAGACCCAGGCUUUCCAGUCGACGAAUUAUGACGACCCGUAAUGGGCCCCCCCUCUCCCGUCAAUGUCUUGGUCCACAAAACAGGAGACAAAGUCAUAGUGCUUAAGGCUACUUUGUGUAAAUACAUGCAAUGCAAAUGCAACUACUCUAUACACCUGUCAGGCAUUUCACACAGGCGGUGGGGGGGGGAGAGAUAGCCGAGUCUCAAGGGACAGCGGAGCGGUCAGAUCGAGAAAGCCCCGAGGUUGCAUGCGUUCACAUUUCGCAAAGACCACGCUGCUACCCGUCGGUGCCCAUGUUUGGACCGCGUUAUACUUUUGCUACUGCACAAUAAAGUUUAAUCACAAAUUAUGCCUUCACGUUUUUUCUUGAAUAGGUUG
Petromyzon marinus (sea lamprey) is the source of this 2323-nucleotide messenger RNA. RefSeq lists its product as uncharacterized. NCBI's taxonomy places the organism in Eukaryota, Metazoa, Chordata, Hyperoartia, Petromyzontiformes, Petromyzontidae. The record is from RefSeq and is a predicted model, not a curated record.